AUGGAACUCGCUCUCUGCCAGCGCUUCCUCGCCCUCUUCCUCGUCUUGCUGCUCUGGGCGCCUCAAGUAUUAUCUUCCCCUCUGAAAGCAGCCCAAUUCCUCCCUCGCCAGGAAGAAGAAAGGCCGAGCGCCUUCGACAACCAGUGCGGCACAACCCAUUUCUGCCAAAACGACAGGGAGCGACGACCGGACUGCGUUGACGCCGUUCAUGGGUAUACCCUUUGCCAGUUUUAUUUUCCAAAGACUAGCAGGAUGUACCAGGUCUGCAAGGAUUGUGUGGAUACGAAUUGUGACGCCUCCGGGUGCGAGUGGUUUGGGUAG
This is a messenger RNA of Histoplasma capsulatum G186AR, 321 nucleotides long. RefSeq lists its product as uncharacterized. The transcript is spliced from 2 exons. The coding region runs from base 1 to 321 and encodes 106 amino acids. The record is from RefSeq and is a predicted model, not a curated record. NCBI's taxonomy places the organism in Eukaryota, Fungi, Ascomycota, Eurotiomycetes, Onygenales, Ajellomycetaceae.